This is a messenger RNA of Dreissena polymorpha, 4172 nucleotides long. Its product is annotated as calcyphosin-like protein. Gene Ontology annotation, molecular function: calcium ion binding. Lineage: Eukaryota; Metazoa; Mollusca; Bivalvia; Myida; Dreissenidae. The coding region runs from base 1812 to 2435 and encodes 207 amino acids. The record is from RefSeq and is a predicted model, not a curated record. The transcript has 6 exons.
AACGACAAUAUGCCGCCAUUCCACAUAAAGUUGCUUAAACAUCUUUUACUGCUUCAGCAAAACCCCUGCUCCCAUCUAAAUCCGUCUAUGAUGUUAUAUGAGACUAAUCGAUUUAAUGCAGAUUGAAAAGGUUACUUUGCUAUAUGAGUCUAUAUAAAUCCUACGACCUCUGUGAGAUGGUCAGUCUGUACCACAGGGUCAUGAUCUGAACAAAUCUAGUAGGUAACAAUUGCAUGUGUUACACACGGGUGCCGUAUUUGAAAAAGAAGGGGUUUUGCAUGUAAACGUUUGACUCAAAGCGUGUGGCCAGUUUGAACAACAACAACAGGAACAUGAAUAAACGAAUUUUAUUAGACUACAUGAUGCUGAGUAAUUAAUACUUAGCCAUCAUGAUAAUAGUUUCGAAGAACACUUUUAGGGUUUUUAUUAUAUACAUAAUUUGAAAGGAAAACAAGUAACCCACGGUGAGAUGCAGGUUUGAACCAUUUGGGUUUUAAUUAACGUGGUUUUGUGUUACAAACCUCAUACCAAACCUCUGCAUGGGACUCGCGGUUUCAAAAGAGAAGAUUUUUUAAGUAAUUUUGCCAUCGAAAUGUAUAUAAACCAUGUUAUUUUGGGGGCGUGGCCAGUUUUGAUUCCGGUGACAUAAUUUGAACAAAAAUUGUACAGGAGCACUUCAGUUUGACAGAAUAUUACACAAUAUAAUUAAAAAGCAAACAACUUACCUCCAGACCAGAGCGGACCCAUUUUGACCCCAGUAGCAUGAUCGGAACAAAAUUAGUAGAUAUGACCACAAUAGGGUGUUUAAUACCAAACCUCAGUGAAUUAUGUUUUCGGGAAAGUUUUCAAUAGGUUUAUGUAUUUACAUAUAAGAAUACCAGCCCCAUCCUUUUGCAACAAUGUUUAUCGACGUAUGAAAAUAUAUGUUAAAUAGCCUUGGAAGAAGAUUACCCGGCCGUAUAACACUGUACCCCAUUAUUUUCAUAUCGAGAUAUUGGUUCCCAACGAUAUAUUUUUUUAUCCAAGGCAACCAGAAAUCCAAAUAAAAUGUAACUCUUCAAACAAAUUCGUUGAAAAUUCAUCAAAUUUGGAGAAGCGGUUUAUAAUUAGAACCCGUUCGAAAAAGUUGACUGACGGACAACGGACAUCACGGUAUCCCAAAAUCUCACAAUUAACAUGUAGGAUUUAAUUAUGUUAUGUUAAAUGCUGUAAUGAUUAUGAGCUGUGAACUAAGAAAUGUAACGACACAAAAUCAGGGCUGUAGCCGCCAAUGUUUUUUUUCAAAUUCUCCAGUAAAUAACACAAAAUAUCAAUAACAUAACCGAUCACUCAAAGUGACUAUUUAAAAGCAAUUAAUAGCGGAAAAGAACAAAACAACUGUUUUAAUUUUAAUUAGUAUCGUAAACUGAUAAAAUGUUCAUGUUUUGCCACAACCAGUUGUUAAUAAGUGACCGUUUCGUCUAGAAAUGUGGUCCAUUUCAUUGACCAGUAUGAUAAUGUCGUAAUGCAGUAGAUCCUCUAUUGUCCCCAAGACACAUCGGUUAAACAUAUAAUGGGUAAAAUGGUAAAUUUAAAACUGUUUAAGAUCUAGCUUUGAAUAAAUUAAUAGUUUUAUGUUUCCCUUAAAUCAAUAGACACAAUCAUUAUGUGAAGGCCAAUUGUAAUGCAUACAGUCUAUUAUUUUCAUCCGUCGUUACCACUAGCAACCAGGUGGGCGUUGUACGAAAACGAGGCUGAUAUUAUCGACAGGUGCGUGUGUAACAAGUUGUGGCUUGAAAUCAAUAUAUAAACACUUCCGAAAAGUGUAAACAAUGGCUGCAACCGGGCGAACGCAACAAGAAUUAAUCGCGAAAUCUAAAGAAAAGCUAAAGUCAGCUCAAGAUCCACUGGAAAUACUGAGGUUAAAAUGCUUAGCAAGAGGAGCUAAUGGUAUCAAAGGUCUUGGCAGAACAUUCAAAAUUAUGGACGAUGACGAGAAUAAAGCCUUAGACUUAAAAGAAUUCAAGAAAGGUAUCCAUGACUACGGGAUCCUCAUGGAAGACACGAUAAUCAAGCAGCUGUUUGAUAGUUUGGACAAAGAUGGCAGCGGCAGUUUGGACUUUGACGAGUUUCUGAAGGCACUCAGACCCCCGAUGUCAGACUCACGGAAGAAUCUGAUCAAUAUGGCGUUUAUGAAACUGGAUAGAUCAGGGGAUGGAAAUAUCACGGUGGAUGAUCUGAAGGGAGUUUAUAAUGUCAAAAAGCACCCGAAAUAUCUCAACGGUGAAUGGACAGAGGAACAGUGCCUGCGUGUCUUCCUGGAUUCCUUUGAUUCUAAUGAUAAAGAUGGAAAGGUCACAAAAGAUGAAUUUCUCAACUAUUAUUCCGGUGUCAGUGCAUCCAUCGAUAGUGAUGCAUAUUUUGACCUUAUGAUGAGAAAUGCUUGGAAAAUGUAGGCGCUUAUUAAGGGAUUGGGCAUGUUUUGAUUUGUCAACGAAUGGUAAGCAAAGACGAAUUUCUCAACUACUACAGCGGUGUUAGCGCUUCGAUCGACAGUGACGCCUACUUUGACCUGAUGAUGAGAAAUGCAUGGAAGUUAUAAUGCUAAAAACUAUUGCUCAUGAACCAUUUACUUUGUAUAAUUUGCGUUAGGUUUAACUGUUGUAGAUAUUUUUAUUUAUUAUCCCUGCCAAAUAUUUUUUCAGAGGUGAUAUAGUAGUUGGUCCUGUCCGUCUGUCCGUCCGUCUGUAUGCCGGCUGAAACUUUGUCCGGAGCAUAACUCCAAAUCUAUUCAAUGGAUUUACUUUAAACUUAGAAUAUAAACAGAUGGCAACUAGGAGAAGUGCAGUGACCAAGAACCAUAACUCUAUCUACCUUAGUUUUUGAAUUAUCUCCCCUUUUAUUUUACUUUAAAGUAAAUUUUUGUCCGGAGCAUAGCUCUAAUAUACUAAAGGGAUUUACUUGAAAAUUGAAAUAUAAGCAGAUGGCAACUAGGAGAAGUGCAGUGACCAAGAACCACAACUCUAUCUACCUUAGUUUUUGAAUUAUCUCCCAUUUUAUAUGAUUUUAAAGUAAAUUUUUGUCCGGAGCAUAACUCUAAAUCUACUGAAAGGGAUUUACUUGAAAUAUAAACAGAUGGCAACUAGGAGAAGUGCAGUGACCAAGAACCAAAACUCUAUCUACCUUAGUUUUUAAAUUAUCUCCCCUUUUUAUAAUUUUAAAGUACAUUUUUGUCCGGAGCAUAACUCUAAAUCUACUGAAGGGAUUUACUUGAAACUCGAAAUAUAAACAGAUGGCAACUAGGAGAAGUGCAGUGACCAAGAACCAUAACUCUAUCUACCUUAGUUUUUUUAAUUAUCUUCCCUUUUAUAUAAUUUUAAAGUAAAUUGUUGUCCGGAGCAUAACUCUAAAUCUACUGAAGGGAUUUACUUGAAACUUGAAAUAUAAAUAUAUGGCAACUAGGAGACGUGCAGUGACAAAGAACCAUAACUUUAUCUACCUUAGUUUUUUAAUUAUCUCCACUUUUAUAUAAUUUUAAAGUAAAUUUUGUUUGGAGCAUAACUCUAAAUGUACGAAAGGGAUUUACUUGAAACUUGAAAUAUAAACAUAUGGCAACUAGGAGAAGUGCAGUGACCAAGAACCAUAACUCUAUCUACCUUAGUUUUUGAAUUAUCUCCCCUUUUAUAUAAUUUUUAAGUAAAUUUUUGUCCGGAGCAUAACUCUAAAUCUACUGAUGGGAUUUACUUGAAACUUCAACAGAUUGCAUGUAGGAGAAGUGCAGUGACUAAGAACCAUAACUCUAUCUACCUUAGUGUUUGAAUUAUAUCCCUUUAUUUAAUUUCAAAGUAAAUUUUUGUUCGGAGCAUAAUGAAUUAUCUCCCUUUAUUUGUUUUUACAAAUAUUAUUCUACUCUCUAAAACAAAUGUUGUCAUACAAGCAAACACAUUUCAGCAGGGGAUUUGGCACUACUGUGACAAGCUCCUGUUUAAUUAUUUCAGUCUUGAUGAAGUCUCAUUAGAUGCCAAAUUAUGAAACGACUGAAAAACUAAUGUCAAACAAAAACUGAAUAUUCAGAUUAAGACUUGAGUCCUACCUCAGUUUGAUUUUUUGUGGGGAAGUUUUGUUAUGGUUUCACCACAGAACAGCAUUUACUGAUCUUAGUUUGCAUAAAAUAAAGUUAUCAAGAUUUUAAA